This is a messenger RNA of Ipomoea nil (Japanese morning glory), 531 nucleotides long. Its product is annotated as B-box zinc finger protein 32-like. The coding region runs from base 1 to 531 and encodes 176 amino acids. Gene Ontology annotation, molecular function: zinc ion binding. The record is from RefSeq and is a predicted model, not a curated record. Lineage: Eukaryota; Viridiplantae; Streptophyta; Magnoliopsida; Solanales; Convolvulaceae. The transcript has a single exon.
AUGGCGAAAGAAACGAAGAGGAAGUGUGAGCUGUGCGGGGAUGGAGCUAGGAUGUACUGCGACUCAGAUGAAGCGAGUCUGUGCUGGAGCUGCGACGAGAAGGUCCAUUCUGCCAAUUUCCUCGUAGCUAAACACUCCAGAACCCUUCUCUGCCAUGCCUGUUGCUCUCCGACGCCGUGGACCGCCUCCGGCGCCAAGCUCUGCCCCACCGUCUCCGUCUGCCCCGCCUGCCUCGACCAGAUUAGUCAUGUUCAGCUGCGGGAGGGAGAGGGAGAGAGUAAUCGUGAAAUGGGGAAUAGUGAUGUUCAGGAAUUUAUUGAUUCGGGAAGUGAUUAUGAUAGUGGAUAUAGUAGUGAUGAAUGUGAGGAUAAUGACAUGGAGGAGGAAGGGGAUGAGAAUCAGGUAGUGCCUUGGUCUGCUAGUUCGUCCCCGUCGCCGUCGCCGGACCAAGUUUUUCUAGCGGCGACGAGGGCUGUUUCUCCUCCAGAGACGGCGGCGGUGCAGCCUUUUCUGGUUGAGAGACGACGAUGA